This is a messenger RNA of Lemur catta (Ring-tailed lemur), 5153 nucleotides long. It is a transcript of the gene SREBF2, whose product is annotated as sterol regulatory element binding transcription factor 2. The transcript is spliced from 19 exons. Gene Ontology annotation, biological process: positive regulation of transcription by RNA polymerase II; positive regulation of cholesterol storage. Lineage: Eukaryota; Metazoa; Chordata; Mammalia; Primates; Lemuridae. Gene Ontology annotation, cellular component: nucleus. The record is from RefSeq and is a predicted model, not a curated record. The coding region runs from base 163 to 3564 and encodes 1133 amino acids. Gene Ontology annotation, molecular function: RNA polymerase II cis-regulatory region sequence-specific DNA binding; DNA-binding transcription factor activity, RNA polymerase II-specific; protein dimerization activity.
UUCCGCGCGGCGCCGGGGCGCAGCGCAAACAUGGCGGCGGCUGGCUCGGGCCCGUGAGGCGGUACCGGGCGGGGCUGUCGGGUGUCAUGGGUGGUGGCGGCGGCACCGCCCCCGCGUCUCCCUGAGCGGGACGGCAGGGGGGCCUCUGCGCUGGGCUGGGCGAUGGACGAGAGCGGCGAGCUGGUCGGUCUGGAGACCAUGGAGACCCUCACCGAGCUGGGCGACGAGCUGACCCUGGGGGACAUCGACGAGAUGCUGCAGUUUGUCAGUAAUCAAGUGGGAGAGUUCCCUGACUUGUUUUCAGAGCAGCUGUGUAGCUCCUUUCCUGGCAGUAGUGGUGGUGGCAGCAGUGGCAGCAGCAAUGGCAGAGGCAGCAGCGGUGGAGCCGUGGACCCCUCGAUGCAGCGGUCAUUCAGCCAGGUCCCAUUACCUUCGUUCUCUCCCUCAGCUGCUUCCCCCCAGGCUCCAGCCCUGCAAGUCAAGGUCCCUGCCACCUCAGUUCCCACCCCACCGAGGGCAACUCCUAUCCUUCAGCCCCGCCCCCAGCCCCAGCCUCAACCUCAAGCUCAGCUGCAACAACAGACAGUAAUGAUCACCCCGACAUUCAGCACCGCUCCGCAGACAAGGAUCAUCCAGCAGCCUUUAAUAUACCAGAAUGCAGCUACCAGCUUUCAAGUCCUUCAGCCUCAAGUCCAAAGCCUGGUGACAUCCUCCCAGGUACAGCCGGUCACCAUCCAGCAGCAGGUACAGACGGUACAGGCCCAGCGGGUGCUGACACAAACGGCCAAUGGCACACUGCAGACCCUUGCCCCAGCCACGGUGCAGACAGUUGCCGCGCCCCAGGUGCAGCAGGUCCCGGUUCUGGUCCAGCCUCAGAUCAUUAAGACGGAUUCCCUUGUUUUGACCACGCUGAAAACAGAUGGCAGCCCUGUCAUGGCUGCAGUCCAAAACCCCGCCCUCACUGCCCUCACCACCCCUAUCCAGACGGCCGCCCUUCAAGUACCAACCCUGGUGGGCAGCAACGGGACUAUUCUGACCACAAUGCCUGUGAUGAUGGGGCAAGAGAAAGUACCCAUUAAGCAGGUACCUGGAGGAGUUAAGCAGCUUGAGCCCCCCAAAGAAGGAGAAAGGCGGACAACACACAAUAUCAUUGAGAAACGAUAUCGUUCCUCCAUCAAUGACAAAAUCAUUGAAUUGAAAGACCUGGUCAUGGGGACAGAUGCCAAGAUGCACAAGUCUGGCGUUCUGAGGAAAGCCAUUGACUACAUCAAAUACCUGCAGCAAGUCAAUCAUAAACUGCGCCAGGAGAACAUGGUGCUGAAGCUGGCAAAUCAGAAAAACAAGCUCCUGAAAGGCAUCGACCUAGGCAGUCUGGUGGACAGUGAGGUGGACCUGAAGAUCGAGGAUUUUAAUCAGAAUGUCCUUCUGAUGUCUCCUCCAGCCUCUGACUCAGGGUCCCAGGCUGGCUUCUCCCCAUACUCCAUUGACUCUGAGCCAGGAAGCCCUCUGCUGGAUGAUGCAAAGGUCAAAGAUGAGCCGGACUCUCCUCCCGUAGCGCUGGGCAUGGUGGACCGCUCUCGAAUUCUGCUGUGUGUCCUCACCUUCCUGUGCCUCUCCUUUAACCCCCUGACUUCCUUGCUGCAAUGGGGAGGGUCCCACGACUCCGACCAGCACGCAUACUCAGGCUCUGGCCGCAGUGUACUGUCAUUCGAGUCAGGUUCUGGGGGCUGGUUUGACUGGAUGGUGCCAACUCUUCUCUUAUGGCUGGUAAACGGUGUGAUUGUCCUGAGCGUCUUUGUGAAGCUGCUGGUCCACGGGGAGCCCGUGAUCCGGCUGCACUCGCGCUCCUCAGUCACCUUCUGGAGACACCGGAAGCAGGCAGACCUGGACCUCGCCAGGGGAGAUUUCGCAGCUGCCGCUGCCAACCUACAAACCUGCCUGUCAGUUUUGGGCCGGGCACUGCCCACCUCCCGCCUGGACCUGGCCUGCAGCCUCUCCUGGAACGUGAUCCGCUACAGCCUGCAGAAGCUACGCCUGGUGCGCUGGCUGCUCAAGAAAGUCUUCCAGCGCUGGCGGGCCACCCCAGCCACUGCAGCGGGCUUUGAGGACGAAGCUAAGACCAGUGCCCGGGAUGCAGCCCUGGCCUAUCACAGGCUGCACCAGCUGCACAUCACAGGGAAGCUUCCUGCAGGAUCCGCCUGUUCAGAUGUGCACAUGGCCCUGUGUGCUGUGAACCUGGCCGAAUGUGCAGAGGAGAAAAUCCCGCCGAGCACACUGGUUGAGAUCCAUCUGACUGCUGCCAUGGGGCUCAAGACCUGGUGUGGGGGCAAGCUGGGCUUCCUGGCUAGCUACUUCCUCAGUCGAGCCCAGAGCCUGUGCGGCCCUGAACGCAGUGCUGUCCCUGACUCCCUGCGCUGGCUCUGCCACCCCCUAGGCCAGAAGUUUUUCAUGGAGCGGAGCUGGUCAGUGAAGUCGGCUGCCAAGGAGAGUCUGUACUGUGCCCAGAGGAACCCAGCUGACCCCAUUGCCCAGGUCCAUCAGGCCUUCUGCAAAAACCUGCUGGAGCGAGCGGUGGAGUCCUUGGUGAAACCCCAGGCCAAGAAGAAGGCUGGAGACCAGGAAGAAGAGAGCUGUGAAUUCUCCAAUGCUCUGGAGUACCUGAAAUUACUUCAUUCUUUUGUGGACUCCGUGGGGAUUGUGAUCCCGCCACUCUCCAGCAGCUCCGUGCUCAAGUCAGCCCUUGGUCCAGAUGUCAUCUGUCGCUGGUGGACGUCUGCAGUCACCGUGGCCAUCAGCUGGCUUCAGGGAGAUGAUGCAGCUGUGCGCUCUCAUUUUACCAAAGUAGAGCGUGUCCCCAAGGCCCUGGAAGUGACUGAGAGCCCCCUGGUGAAAGCUGUCCUCCACACCUGCAGAGCCAUGCACGCCUCACUCUCUGGGAAACCAGAUGGGCAGCAGAGCGCCUUCUGCCAUUGCGAGAGAGCCAGCAGCCACCUGUGGAGCAGCCUCAACGUCAGCGGGGCCACCUCUGACCCCACCCUCAACCACGUGGUCCAGCUGCUCACCUGUGACCUGCUACUGUCACUGCGGACAGUGCUCUGGCAAAAGCAGGCAGGCGCCAGCCAGGCCCUGGGUGAGACCUACCACGCAUCAGGCGCUGAGCUAGCCGGCUUCCAGCGGGACCUGGGCAGCCUACGCAGGCUGGCGCACAGCUUCCGCUCCGCUUACCGAAAGGUGUUCCUACAUGAAGCCACCGUGCGCCUAAUGGCGGGAGCCAGCCCCACCCGCACCCACCAGCUGCUGGAGCACAGUCUGCGGCGGCGCACGGCUCAGAGCGCCAAGCACGGAGAGGUGGAUGCCUGGCCUGGCCAGCGAGAGCGGGCCACCGCCAUCCUGCUGGCCUGCCGCCACCUUCCCCUCUCUUUCCUCUCCUCCCCGGGCCAGCGGGCUGUGCUGCUGGCCGAGGCUGCCCGCACCCUGGAGAAGGUGGGCGACCGGCGCUCCUGCAACGACUGCCAGCAGAUGAUUGUCAAGCUGGGUGGCGGCACCGCCAUUGCCGCCUCCUGACCACCGGGCUCAGCCCACUGCCCUCCUCCUCUGUCUAUCGCUCUCCUCCCUCAAGAGCUGUGGGGACAAAGCCUUGUCUUCCAAGCUGUCACCUGCCGAAGCUUUUGGACCGCUUACUUCAGGCCAGCGGGCCCCUGGGCAGAGCCCCUUAGAGCUGCUAUCACUAGAUGCCCGUGGUCCGGGGCCUGGUGGGGCUGAGAGCAGAGACAGCAGGGCAAGAAUUGGGGUCCCCCUGACCGGAGAGCACAGGGGGCUCCCAAGCUGCCCAGCCCCUGUCUCCAGCCCUCCCGAGUUUCUCUCUCCCUGAACGUCUCUCGCCUUUUCGCUUCCUCAUUUUUUAUCAGGCUUUCUCUCUGGGGAUGUGGGGCUCUGGGCACUAGAGAGCGAUUUGCCCUCGGGACUGUGCCUGGUGUGCCCUCCCCUCUUUUUAUAUGAAUGUUUUUAUACCAGCGCUUGGGUUUGCUGCAUCGCGGGCUACACUGCCGCAGCGCCUUCCCUCCCUGCCCGGGUUUAGGUCCCUCCCCUGCGCCUCACUAAGCCAGUCAUCCUUCUCUCUCAGUUACGCAGGAUGGCCAGGGAAGGAGGGGAGCCCAGCCCAGGGAGGUGGGUGGGAGGCAGGGGACAGGCCUGGGGACAGAUGAAAUAAUGUCGGCAUUAUUUUUUAAUUUUUUUAAAAAUAAAUGAUAUCUUAUUUAAUUGUCCUGUUCCUUCCCGCUCCCCUACUUCCUAGGCGGGCAGCCCCAGCUCAGGGUAGGCCCAGGGCAGCGAGAGAUGAAGCCACCCCUUGGGACUGGGGCCCGGGGCCUUCCGUGUGGUUUCUUGGUUCCCUCCUACCUCUCCCCCAGCUCUUACCUCUGUGGUACAGACUGUCCCUGACUUACCAUGGUUCAACUUACAAUUUUAAGACUUUAUGAUGGGUUUAUCGGGGUAUUAAAUGCAUUUUCAACUUAUGAUAUUUUCCAUUUAUGAUGCAUUUAUCAGGAUGUAACAUUGUAAUUCAAGGAGCAUCUGUGUAUUUUUAUCCCUAACCCUUGACCUGAAAAUAAGCUGGGGUGGCAGAAACCAGCCCUCAACCCUCCCCAGCGACAAGCCCUUUUCAGAGUGGGCACUGGGAAUGAGGUCCCUGUCUUGGGAGUCCUAGGAGAAAAAAGUGGUCCCACUUUUUUGGAUCCCUUGGCGUGGUGCCUACCCAAGGCUGUUUCUUCCCGGGCCUCCUGAGACUGAGACCCUGUGCUUCUCAUCCCCUCAGGCUGGGUGGAGCAAGGUGGGGUGAGAGCCCCAGUGCUGACUGGGGGCGCACACAGCAGAGGCCCCGAUGCAGAGUGCAGGCUGGGAUGGGUCGGCCUUGCCCUGGGGUGUGCUCGGACCCCACCUGCUUUCUUUCUCCUGCCCCCCCCCACUGUAAUUUAUGGACCCGCCCAGCCCACGUGUCUUGUGUAUAUACUGUGCCUUUUCUUGUUAUUGUUGAGGGUGGGAAGGGGUGGUUUUUCACUGAAAAGGGGGAUACACCUAUGGAUUCCUUAAUGUUGAAUCAUUCACCAUGUCCCAGGACAUAGGUUAUUCAAUAAACACAGAUUGGUACCACCCAG